AAUAAACCCAAAAUUUCAAAUUUUUUGAACGAGAAAAAAUAAUUAGAAAAAAUAAAUUGAAAAUCAUUGAAUGAGAUGGCGUGCAUUUUUAAUUACCCCUCACUCAUUUAUGACAAAAUUACUGCAUUUGCCACUCACCCCAAGAACAUGACUUCUCACCUCUGUUUGAACCCUCCUCCUGUAUGUAUAGUGUAUGUAUAGGUGGGGGAGCACAGAAUCUUCACUAAAAUACAAUCUUUUCUUUGUGGGUCUUCCGAAAUUCUCGCUUCCCUUUGAAUUUUUUAUUUUUUUUUCUUGUGAUUUUCAACGGCGAGCAGACAACGUAGCUGUAGGGUUCUUCCUCAAUCCACAGGUGAAUUAUCCAAUGCACUGCGUUUCGCAGUAAAAAAAAUUCGAUUUCGUUUAGUCGAAAAGAAGUGAUGGAUGGGCGACGCCAUUCGAUCGAUAUUCCGAUAUCGAGAACGCUGAUUGCUUUAAGGAGAGUGAGGUCUUUGAGGGAUCCAUCGACAAACUCGUUGAGCAAAUUAUCUUCCUUUGUCGAUAAUUUGAAUUGGGAAACAAAUUCCAACAAUGCAAUCACUCUAGACCUCGAAGACGACGUUUACGAUGUUUCAAAGUGGCGAAACUCAACGUUGUUCAAUGAGGAGAAAGAGAUGGAGCAAUGCCUGAGCGGCCACGAAUUGUAUUACGGUUCGAGAAAUUCUAACUCGAGGCUAGUGUCUCCUUUAACCUUAGCAAGUCAGAGGUUAUUAUUACCGUUCGAAGGCUCUGGUGAGAUUGUGUGCGAGAACAAAGCACCGAGUGAAGACGAACAAGGACAUGAAUUCACGUGUGCGACGUAUUCGUGUGACGAUGUCGAAUACGAGAGUUCUUGUAAUGAGAAGAGACAAAACGGUGUCUCGAAAUGCAAAAGCUGGCAUAGAAAGCUCGAUGGAUUAUCCAAUAGCGAAGCAGCCCCAAAGGAAAGGUCUUUAUACAGAAACGAAGAUGUCGGCUUUAUGGAUUCUUGUCAUCAAGGGUGUGGUAUAAGCAAUUGCUGGUCAAGAAAUCGGAAAUUUAGGGAUUCGAAGCUAUUUCCUAAUGUCGAAGAACGACCCCUUUUGUUGCUAGAUCAAGAAAACAAUAUCGAAGGGGUUGGUCCGUUUACGGAAAGUUCUAGAAGUUUCUGUCAAAAGUACAUGCCGAAAUCGUUCGGUGAGUUAGUUGGGCAAAACACAGUAGCAACUUCUUUACUGAAUGCAAUCUCUACUAAGCGAAUAGCUUCGUUGUAUAUCUUCCAUGGCCCACGUGGGACCGGAAAAACAUCAGCUUCUAGAAUAUUCUCGGCCGCGUUAAAUUGUCUCUCGAUCGAAAUUUCAAGAAAGCCGUGUGGGUUAUGCCAAGAAUGUUCGUUGUUCUUCUCCGGAAAGAGCAGUGAUGUGAGGGAGGUGGAUUCGGUGAGGAUUAAUAAAACGGAGAAAUGUCGAUCGCUGAUCAAGAGUGCGAGCGUGCCUCCGGUUUUUGCGAGGUUUAAGGUUUAUGUAAUAGACGAGUGCCACCUGUUGCAUAGGGAAACGUGGGCGGCUAUAUUGAGCUGUUUGGAGGAGCUUCCGCCGCACGUCGUUUUCGUAAUGGUGGCUCCGAAUCUUGAUAGGGUUCCUCGUAGUGCUGUUUCGAAUUCUCAGACGUAUCUUUUUCAGAAAGUUAAACAGGUCGACAUAAGUGGGAAGUUGGAGAAGAUAUGUGUCGAAGAAGGGGUUGACUUUGACCGGGAUGCGUUGGACUUUGUGGCGAGCAAGUCUAAUGGUUCGAUUCGUGACGCGGAAAUGAUGCUCGAUCAGCUUAGUUUGCUUGGAAAAAAGAUUACUGUGCCGUUGGUUUAUGAAGUAAAUGGAGUUGUAUCUGAUGAUGAAUUGCUCGAUUUAUUGUAUCUAGCAUUGUCUUCCGAUGCUUCAAAUACAGUUAAAAAGGCGAGAGAACUAUUAAGAUCAAGAAUCGAUCCUAUGCAGCUUAUAUCACAGCUGGCGAAUUUAAUAAUGGACAUUCUUGCUGGAAAAUUUCCCGAGGGUGUUUCCGAGGUCAAAAGGAAGCUUUUCGGAACAGAUAAUUGUGAAACCGACAUGCAGCAACUGAGCAACGCGCUGAAAAUACUUUCGCAGACGGAGAAACAAUUGAGAACGUCGAAAAAUCAAACGACGUGGUUGACUGUAGCUCUUCUCCAGCUCAGCUCGACGGGCUCUUCGCUCGACGAGAGCAAUGCUAGGCUAAGUACGAGAACAUUAAAUCCGCAAGAUGGUGAUUUUCCGAGCACAUCUUCGACCGGUGAUAGUUUGAAGAACCCCGUCGAAUGUGAGAAAAUCGGAACGCAUGACGAUAGGGAAACUUUGGAGUUGGUUUGGAUAAGAGCUAUUGCAAUGUGCAAAUCGAGUUCUCUCAAGAAGUUUCUCGUAAAACGGGGAAAAUUGGUUUCAAUUCUUCUUACCGAAGAAGCUAAUAUAGCGGUAGCUGAAUUGGAGUUCGAUAAUCCGGAUUACGUAUCGAAAGCUGAAAAAUCGUGGAAAUUGAUUGCGGGUGCACUUCAAUGUUUGCUCGGUUACAAUGUGGAAUUGAGAAUAAAUCUUAGAUAUAAUAACGACUCGGAUAAGAAAACCGGGAAGUAUUUGAAGAAGUCGUAUUUCGGAUUAUUUAAUUGCUCAAGAAGAGUGCAUCUGAGGUCACAAUUCUCUACAACAGAGUGUACGAGUAAUGCUUCGGAAAAUUCGAGUACUCCUACAAGAACUGCGACGAGGGGUAAAAACGUCGAAACACGUGGUUCGGAGUGUGGGUCCCACACUCCGCGUAUGUGUUGCCAUGGGAAAGUGAUGUUGAAGACCAUACGAAGCAACGAUGGAAAUGCUUUGAGCAUUGGAGCUCAUUCAUUGGAAGAAAACCGAAUCGAUAAACGAGGUCCAAAUUCAAUUGCCCACGAGCCUGAAAUUAGUAAACCUUGUUUAAAGGAGCGCUCGAAGUUUCAUUGUUGGAGGAGUGCGAUGUUUCCUUUCCGGAAGGCGUGGCAAAUGAGGCAUCAGGGUCGAAGCGAACGAUUGGUCGAUUACGCGUUACAUUGUGGUGCUGCAAAUUAGAAUAUCAGAACUAUGGCUACAUAUAUAUAAUAUAAAUAUAGAGAUAUAUUGUAUGAUUUAUCUUAUUUUGUUCUUACAACAUAAUCUGGCAAGAAAAUGCUGAUAUUUUGUUACUAAUUAUUGGGGUAUGAAUAUGAUGAAUAGAAAGUAUUUUCUCUUAGUAAAAUUCAUGCAAGUGUUUUCUUUUU
Messenger RNA from Erythranthe guttata (spotted monkey flower), 3289 nucleotides. RefSeq names its product AAA-type ATPase family protein. Gene Ontology annotation, molecular function: DNA-directed DNA polymerase activity; DNA binding; DNA clamp loader activity. The record is from RefSeq and is a predicted model, not a curated record. Gene Ontology annotation, biological process: DNA-templated DNA replication; DNA repair. Lineage: Eukaryota; Viridiplantae; Streptophyta; Magnoliopsida; Lamiales; Phrymaceae. Gene Ontology annotation, cellular component: DNA polymerase III complex; DNA replication factor C complex.